GCCAUCCAUCAAAGUGCCCAUUCACACCCAGAGUGGCGCCCAUCAGGCCUCGAAGUUGAGUGGCUCAGUAUUGACGGGCUUUGCUGUUUGCUUUCGAUGCAGGAUGCUUUCACCUUUAAAGGUUCAACUUUUCCAUUUUGUUUUCCGUGUUUUUCUUUCAGCAGCCCCGCACCAAAGCUCGUCUUUAACCGGUUGAAUGGUAAACGCUUCCGGACACCACCCAUCCAGGCGGAUUCUCCACGAGAGGAUUACACCGCGGCACACGAGGAGAAUGUCCGCUUCAUAUAUGAAGCCUGGCAGGAGGUGGAGCAGCAGCUGAAGGAGCCCCCCAGGCCCGAGAAUGAACACGGCCCAGUGCAGUAUUCCGAGAAGUGUCCCAAUCCUGUACUGAAGAACUUUGUCCCCAUCGACCUGGAGGAGUUCUGGGCACAGAGGGUCCUGGCCAUAUUGUGACCUCCAUGAGGCAGACUGCUGCGCUUUUCUUCCAGAGGAGUUUGGGCCGACGCCACCUGGAUGGGCAUCAUGCCGCUGACUGCCGAGCUCUGCGAGUUCUUGGCUUCUUGUUGACCUUCAUGUUGCUGGUGGAAGUGGCCAAACUGCAGUAGUGAUGAUCUUUUAUAUGACGAGACCACCUUCUUGGCUGACAUCUUCUGAAAAUCUGAGCAAAACCUGCCAAAGGGUGCCACCUGUCAACAGUUGGGCAGCAACUGGACCUGCUGCCAUUGUGCCACAUUGUGUGAGCCGCAAGAAGUCGAACUGUUUGAGAAGGCGAGCAGCCAACUGGGCGUCGGGCGCGUCUCCAGUUUUGCCAAGGCAGGUGAUGGUGGCACAGCCCUGGCCUUCCCUCCAGACAGAUGGGCACCUGUGACACUAAACCUCUGGGAGCCCUCACCCCAACUAAUCUGAGGGGGCAGAUGCCAAGCGGGUAUCACAGAAGGCUCAAGUGCCUUUAUCACAAAAGGUGGAUUCUGCCAGUCCUUGCCGGGAUUGUCUCGUGGUCAUCUUUAAAGCUUCCUUAAAAUGUCUAAGCCAUGCCUCCUGCACCCGGGUGUGGGUGAUGUGGUGCCAGCCCUUCAGGGGAUGUCAGCUGAGAACGACGAGCACAUUUUUGUACCGAGUUGGUUUGUUGAUUUGUAGAUUUUUUGCAAAAAUGAAUUUUUCAAUUGUCA
Molecule: messenger RNA, 1169 nt
Organism: Polypterus senegalus (gray bichir)
Lineage: Eukaryota; Metazoa; Chordata; Cladistia; Polypteriformes; Polypteridae
Gene: mcrip2
Product: MAPK regulated corepressor interacting protein 2
Exons: 3
Coding region: 97-453 (118 amino acids)
Source: RefSeq, a predicted model, not a curated record